Molecule: messenger RNA, 1093 nt
Organism: Babesia bovis T2Bo
Lineage: Eukaryota; Apicomplexa; Aconoidasida; Piroplasmida; Babesiidae
Product: ELM2 domain family protein
Exons: 1
Coding region: 119-427 (102 amino acids)
Source: RefSeq, a predicted model, not a curated record
AUAUCCUUACACAUACUAGACCCUUAAUAUAUCAAUUAACUAGAUCCAAGCAACAAGCCCAGUUGCUUCAGGAUUUAUUAACCAAUACUGGUGACAAGCGUCAUUAAGGGUUUAUACCAUGGAAAAAGUCACCAAGAGACAGUGGAUGCAGUCGGUUAACGGCAAAAUACGCGUUGGACCCGAAUAUCAAGCCAUGAUACCACCGUUCUAUAGAAUAAGCGGCAAGGGUCACGGUAGUACCGUGCCUACGGAUGGCAGUAGUGGCGAAAAAGCCAACACAAACGAAGCUACAACGUAUACCUACGUAUCAGGUAACUCCAUAGAGGAACAAGUUAACAAGCGAGUGAAUCCUGACGGUAACGAUAAGAAUCAAAGCAAAGCACAGUGUACCUACCUAGGUCCAGAAGACUUCCUCAUAUCACAUUGAGGGCCUGAUCACUCCCUGAACACAACUAAUUGGCUUGAGCGCGUAUCCCACAGCAAUGUGGGUCGAUGUGUACGGUUGAAAGGUAGCUGGAUGAUAUAUAACCACAAAACAAGACUUACUUCAAGGAUUACAAACUCGCGUCUAGGUAACAUGCGCUGCAACUCACUUUCCUCCCAAUCUUCGUCUAAUUCUAGAUAGUGAUCGAUAAAAGCUUUGAGAGGGGGUGGAAUAAAGGGAUCUAUCACACGCUCCCAGUUUUCAGUCACUGGAUUGUAGUACGCCUUCACCUUGCGAUCGUGUCCUUGAUGGAUCACGUAAUCAUCAUCCUCAGUGCCUACAUUUUUAAACCUGUUGAAGAACUCUUCAGCGAAGAUGGUAACGCCCAGGAUUGUGGCAAAUGAAACUGCGAUUGCCAGCAACUGAAAGUAUAUUAUAUCAAGAUUUUUUGUACAUACGGUUUUCGAAGUUUGGUACCUAUCUUCAUCCCUGUCAAUACGCUCGCCAUUGAUGUAUCUGCGAUAGCGCUCAAAGCGCUCUGUAUCCUCAACUGUAACACACUGGUAAAGGUUGUGUUAAUGUACAUCUAGCAUUUUUUGGUUUUACACACGAUAUUGUAAACAUGUGCUAAUACUACACUAGACGGAGCAUAUACGCAAAAUGCUGAUG